AUGUCCACCGCCGCGGCGCCGCCGGCAACCUCGCUGCUCCGGCCGGCGGCGGUGACCACCACGGGCAACAGGGUGCACCUCAAGAACCUCGAGCAUCUCUUCCGGAACCGCGGCGCCGUCGAGGGUGGCAGCGGCGCGGCUGCUGUGACGCCGGUGACGAAGACGAGGCAGCAGGCGCCGCUGCUGCGCCUGCCGUCGUUUCUUGGGAGGGGGAAGGGGGAGUGUAAGGAGGAGCAGCCCCACGUGUCGCCGAGGAGGCUCGAGCGCGUGCUCCUCCCGGCGGCGCCCGACGGGCCGUCGCCGCGCGGGAACAUCGCGGCGACGUGGAGGCAGCUCCACGGCGAGCGCGACUGGCGCGGGCUGCUCGACCCGCUGCAUCCGGACCUCCGCCGGGAGAUCGUCCGCUACGGCGAGUUCGUCGACGCCGCGUACGGCGCCUUCCUCUCACGCCCCGACGCCGCGCCGGGAGACCGCGUGCGCGUCCCGCUGCAGGACGGCGCCUACCGCGUCACGGCGCCGCUCUUCGCGACCUCGUCGGUGGGGCUCCCCACCUGGCUCGCCUCCGCCGCGCCGUGCGCCGGCCAGCGCACGAGCCUCGUCGGCUACGUCGCUGUGUGCGACAACCCCGCCGAGGUCCGCCGCAUGGGGCGCCGCGACAUCGUCAUCGCGCUCCGCGGCACCUGCACCGUCCUUGAGUGGGCCGAGAACGUCCGCGCCGGCCUCGUCCCAGCCACCUCCGCCGCCGACUCGCCCGACGCGGACGCGACCACCCCGAAGGUGGAAUGCGGGUUCUGGAACCUCUGCAAGACCGGCGGCGGCGACGGCUCGCCUAGCUUGUCGGAGAUGGUCGUGUCCGAGGUGCGCCGGCUGCUGACAAAGUACGAAGGGGAGGAGGUGAGCAUCACGGUGACCGGGCACAGCCUGGGCGCCGCUCUGGCCGUCCUCAUCGCCGACGAGCUCGCCGGCCUCCCCGCGCCGGCGCCGGCGCCCGUGGCCGUCUUCUCCUUCGGCGGGCCGCGCGUCGGCGACCGCGCGUUCGCGUCGCGCGUGGAGGCCCGCGGCGCGCGCGUGCUCCGCGUCGUGAACGCGCACGACGUCGUGCCGCGGUUCCCGCCCCGGCUGCCGGCGAUGCCCGGGCGGUACGCCGACGUCGGGCGCGAGCUCCGCCUCGACAGCCGCGCGUCGCCGUACCUCCGGCCCGACGCCGACGCGGCGUGCUGCCACGACCUGGAGGCGUACAUCCACCUCGUCGACGGCUUCCUCGGCUCGCAUUGCCCCUUCCGCGCCAACGCCAAGCGGAGCAUCCUCCGGCUGCUCCAGAACCAGGGCGGCAACGUCAAGCAGCUCUACAUCAGCAAGGCCAUGGACAUGCGCAUCCGCCUCGACGGCGCCGCCGACAUCCCCGCCGCCUCGCCGCUCUCCCGCGUCGACGUGCUGGAGUGCGUGCACUGACCACGGCGCCGGCCA
Messenger RNA from Oryza brachyantha (malo sina), 1467 nucleotides. RefSeq names its product phospholipase A1-Ibeta2, chloroplastic-like. The transcript has a single exon. Gene Ontology annotation, molecular function: glycerophospholipase activity. The record is from RefSeq and is a predicted model, not a curated record. Bases 1 to 1452 code for a protein of 483 amino acids. NCBI's taxonomy places the organism in Eukaryota, Viridiplantae, Streptophyta, Magnoliopsida, Poales, Poaceae. Gene Ontology annotation, biological process: lipid metabolic process.